Penicillium diatomitis is the source of this 495-nucleotide messenger RNA. RefSeq names its product SNARE domain- containing protein. Gene Ontology annotation, biological process: endoplasmic reticulum to Golgi vesicle-mediated transport. The annotation marks the transcript as partial. Lineage: Eukaryota; Fungi; Ascomycota; Eurotiomycetes; Eurotiales; Aspergillaceae. The record is from RefSeq and is a predicted model, not a curated record. The transcript is spliced from 3 exons.
UUCCCACGUCAACGAGACCCGCGCCCGUCAUCCUCCCUUUUCGACUCCUAUGGCGGCGGUGCCAGUUCCCGACCCGCGAGCAGAUCUCCUGCCUCGGUAGGUGGAUACGGAUAUGGAGGCUACGCGGGACCAGCAGCGACUGCGUACCCUAAUACGAAUGGAAAUGCUGGAUUUCGCAGUGUGACACCUGAUAAGAAGGGCCAUUACUCCGACGCGGUUCUCUCGUCGCUCGAAUCGCAGAAUGAUGCCGAAGUUGAAGGAAUUACGGCCAAAGUGAAGAUGUUGAAGGAUAUGACGAUAGCAAUCGGCGAUGAAAUCCGCGACACCUCCUACAUCAACACACUCGAAAAUUCUUUCGAAAGCACUCGCGUCCGAUUACGUGGGAACAUGACUCGGAUGCUUCGCAUGGCCGAGCGAACUGGCAUCAGCUGGAAAGUCUGGCUGGCCUUCUUCUUUGCCGUGUUCCUGCUUUUCUUCUACGUGUGGUUGUUCUGA